This is a messenger RNA of Biomphalaria glabrata, 2606 nucleotides long. RefSeq lists its product as uncharacterized. NCBI's taxonomy places the organism in Eukaryota, Metazoa, Mollusca, Gastropoda, Planorbidae. The record is from RefSeq and is a predicted model, not a curated record. Bases 252 to 653 code for a protein of 133 amino acids. The transcript has 3 exons.
AUACAGCUACUACACUUAGCACUGGACGGUGAUUAAUGCGUCUUUCAAGUUUUGUUUCGCCUUUUUAACGUCCGCCAACGUCAUUCAGAUUUCAGUAAUCCGCCAUACAGUCACAGAGUCGGGUCUCCGUCUUGAAUCUACUGCCUUAUGCCUCCAGCAACUCCAGAUACAAACUAAAGGACUAUAAUUAGACAUUUGUUCUAAAAUUGUGUUUUUUUUGUUUUUUUUUACUUCGAUCAAAAUAAAAAAGAAUGGCCAAAAUGAUUUUUGAAAUUUUCAAAGAUAUGCUAAGGAUUUAUUUGGUUUUGGCUGCGUUAUAUGCUGCAGUUGAAGGCACUCGCUGCUCCUACAAAGUACUGCCACGGAACGACAAGAUCGUUGGCGCCAAGAACUUCUACAUGGCCACGGAAAUGGCUCACAAGGACUGCCAGUGGGGAUGCUGCUUUGAUCAAAAGGAAGACGUCUGCUGCUCUUUCCCAAUGGAUGCAGUCGUCUUCGCCUUCAUCGCCACCAUCGCCAUCAUCAUCGUCGUCGCCUUGAUCAUCAUCCUCCUGUGCUACAUCCACUCGAAGAAAACCAAAACACACAUCGAAUGCAACGGACCAAUCUUAAUCAAGGACCGUGACCAGCCGAAACUUUUGAUUCUCCCUUGAACUUUAACCCCGAGUGAAAAACUUUUUGGAUUCAACUGCCGUCCUCUACAAAGCAUCUCAUUGUAACAUCUGGCUGUAUAUCGUCAUCUCAAACACGACAAAUAUUUGUUUUAAAGCUGACUUGAUUUAAGUUACACAUUCUCCAUACAUAUGUCCUUUGAAUGGCGUUGAAAAGAACAGUAGCAUACACCUGUGGCUUUAUACAACACUUUUUCAAAAAACUAAGGAAUCAACUAUUAGAAAGCUGAUAAGUCCUAUGUGACAACCAAACGCCAUGGAUGCUCAAAAAAAAAAGUUUAAACCUAGAAAACAGCUGACUUCAUGUAUCUAUUUGCUACACCAUUUUUUGAAAGUAGCCUUAGAGCUAAAAAUAAUUCUUUAACAUUUAUCGAAUCUUGAAGUAAUGUGGCUCUUACACUCAAGAAUAUGUAUAUAUUAUAUAGUUCUCAUAUGUCAUAUACCAGGGCUGUAAAAUUAAAAUUUAUCAAAGGAUAAAAAAAGGAAAUAAGGCUCUUCUUUCAGAACUUGCUAUCUAUGGGGCAGAUGAUGCAAUGGGCAUCUGUUUCUUUGGCCUAUGGUAAACGAGGAUGCUAUGUGGCCAGCACCACGACCAGCAGCCUAAAAUUUUUCCCAACUAAUGUCAGUUACCCAUUUGAACUGGGUGGACUCAGAGGCGCCCUAAAGAUCUCGAAAUUAAAAAGUUCCAGUCUUCACCAGGAUUCGAACCAGGGACCACUCAGCCACUGCGCCUCACUUAUCAAAUGAUGCCGCUACAUAAAUGUCAAGGCUUUCAUCGUAUACAAAACUCAACGAGAUAACGCAGCUGUUAAUUCUUUCUCUCCGUAAUUAUUUACCACAUUCUGGUGGAAUCAUCGCUGGUAUCGUCAGUUAGGAGAGAAAGAGUUAAGCAACUAAUGGCGACCAAAUAGGUAAUGACACAUGUACAAACUUGUACAAUAUUCAAACAUUCUACUUUUUUUCUAUUAAGAGUUCGGCCUUUUGUCAUCUACCGCAUGAUUGGUUGAAAAUUACCACGCAUGCGCAAUACUUACAGCGUCCUUGAUUGUUUUAAAAUUAUUGAUUGUAUCGUUUUUUUUUUGUUAUUGUUUCUUUAAUUAUUUCACCAUUUCACCUAUUUCAAUGUCAUGUGUCAUUUCAAUAUGACAUUGUGAAUCGCCAACUUCAAUUCCAUGAAUUGUAUUCUAUGCAUUAUGUUAACAUAAUUAGAUGUGACCUCGCCUGGUUCAUCUUAAUAACGAAUAAUGUCUCCUAAUUGUUUUCUCAUCCUUUGAAUGUGUAGAGAUGAUGAUGUUGAUGAUGAUGAUGAUGUUGCUUAAUGAAAUAAAAAAUAUUUUUUGGGUAAAUAAUGAAAUGAAUGGUGAAAUAAAUGAAAAAGUAUUGAAUGCUGUGGUGAAUGGCAUAUGUUGUGAAUGAAGCUGUAAAUGAUGAACGAGUUUUGUUGUAAAUAAUAUGAUGAAUGGUAAUAUACAUUUUACUUGAAGUAAUGAAUCAAAGAUUUUCUGAGUGGUGUAUUGAACAAUACAAGACGUGAAUUAUUCAAUGAUGUUAUGAACUUUUAAAUAUUUUAUUAACGAAUGAUGCAAGUAAUAAUGCUACUGCUUCCAAUGAUAAUCUGAUUAAAACUUAUCAUCUUUAUCAUGCAUUAUUGGAAACAGUCGAUUGACUCUGACACUUCUGAUGAGUGUCCAGUGUCUGACCAACGUCCACUUUUCCAUCUAUACCGCUAGCCGUUUCUGUGAUAUUAUUUAAUUACAAUAUGUACGAUGGCAAUCAUUUAACUUUAAUGUACUUUAGUCAUUUUGCCAAAUGUGUAAAAGUUUACAUCCAAAUAACAGACCACGUCAUCCAAUGGAGUGUUUAAAACAUAAAUACACUAACAAAUGAUCCAUUGAUGUAAGAAUGUCUAAAUAAAACAAUGUUUUGAUAAUGAUA